CGGCGACGCCCCGGCCCGGCGCCAUGGGCGAAUGGACCAUCCUGGAGCGGCUGCUGGAGGCGGCGGUGCAGCAGCACUCCACCAUGAUCGGCAGGAUCCUGCUGACGGUGGUGGUGAUCUUCCGCAUCCUCAUCGUGGCCAUCGUGGGCGAGACGGUGUACGAGGACGAGCAGGCCAUGUUCACGUGCAACACGCCGCAGCCCGGCUGCAGCCAGGCCUGCUACGACCGCGCCUUCCCCGUCUCCCACAUCCGCUACUGGGUCUUCCAGAUCAUCCUGGUCUGCACGCCCAGCCUCUGCUUCAUCACCUACUCCGUGCACCAGGCCGCCAAGCCGCGCCGGCACCGCGGCUCCCGGGAGCCCCACGGCGUCCCGGCGGAGCCCCACGGUGUCCCGGCGGAGCCGGCACCGGCACCGCGGCCCGCGCGCGGCGCCAAGGCCCGGCGGCAGGACGGCAUCUCCCGCUUCUACGUCAUCCAGGUGGUUUUCCGCAACGCCCUGGAGCUGGGCUUCCUGGCCGGGCAGUACCUGCUCUACGGCUUCCGCGUGCCGGGCGUCUUCGCCUGCGACCGGCACCCCUGCGUGCGGGCGGUGGAGUGCUACGUGUCGCGGCCCACCGAGAAGACCCUCUUCCUGGCCUUCAUGUUCGCCGUGAGCGGCGUCUGCGUCCUGCUCAACCUGGCCGAGCUCAACCACCUGGGCUGGCGCAAGGUGCGGGCGGCCGUGCGCGGGGCCCGGGCGCGCCGCCGGCCCCCCAGGAAGGGUCCGGCCGCGCCGCCGCCGCCGCCGAGCCGCACGCAGUCCGGCGAGUCCGCCUACGUCUGA
Molecule: messenger RNA, 824 nt
Organism: Dromaius novaehollandiae (emu)
Lineage: Eukaryota; Metazoa; Chordata; Aves; Casuariiformes; Dromaiidae
Product: gap junction delta-2 protein-like
Exons: 2
Coding region: 24-824 (266 amino acids)
Biological process (GO): cell-cell signaling
Cellular component (GO): connexin complex
Molecular function (GO): gap junction channel activity
Source: RefSeq, a predicted model, not a curated record